Molecule: messenger RNA, 1587 nt
Organism: Nerophis lumbriciformis (worm pipefish)
Lineage: Eukaryota; Metazoa; Chordata; Actinopteri; Syngnathiformes; Syngnathidae
Source: RefSeq, a predicted model, not a curated record
AUGCACGAUCCUAGAGCCGCACGGCCUGCACGACCUGGGCACUGUGCACUGUGGAACCUUCAGCCGGCACAGCUCUACGAGCACGCCAUCCGGCGCGGCGAGGCGAUCCUUGCCAAAGAGGGCCCGCUGCUGGCGGUAACCGGACCACACACCGGGCGCACACCGCAAGCGAAACGGCUGGUUCGCGAGCCCGGGAGCGAGGGUGAUGUCUGGUGGGGCAAGGUCAACGCGGAGAUCGAGCAGAGCAAAUUCAACGGCCUGGCCGCGAAGAUCCGGCAGCACUACGUUGGCCGCGACGCGUUCGUAUUCGAUGGCUAUGCAGGCGCCGAUCCGCAGUAUCGACUGAAGGUCCGAGUGGUCAACGAGAACGCUUGGCAGAACCUUUUUGCCCAGAACAUGUUCGUCCGUGAAACCGACGACUCCAAGUUAGAAGACUUCACGCCCGAGUUCACGAUUCUGCACGCGCCCUCUUUGCACGCCGACCCGGAGGUCGACGGCACCUCGAUCUCGGCCUUCAUCCUGCUGGACUUCAGCCAGCGGCUGGUCUUGAUCGGUGGUACCCAAUAUGCCGGCGAGAUCAAAAAGAGCAUCUUUACGGUGAUGAACUACCUGCUGCCCAAGCGCGGUGUGCUGAGCAUGCACUGCAGCGCCAAUUACGGCAGUAGCAAAGACGACGUAGCGCUGUUUUUCGGCCUCAGCGGCACCGGCAAGACGACCCUGUCGGCCGACCCCACCCGCUGCUUGAUUGGCGACGACGAGCACGGCUGGAGCGAAGAUGGCGUGUUCAAUAUCGAAGGCGGCUGCUAUGCCAAAGUGAUCCGUCUCGACCCUCUGGGCGAGCCCGACAUCUUCGCCACCACGAAGAGCUUUGGAACCAUUCUAGAAAACGUUGUUUGUGAUCCUCGAACUCGCGAGUUAGACCUCGACGACGACUCUCUGACCGAGAACACUCGUUCGAGUUAUCCGAUCACUCAACUGAGCAACUUCUGCAGCGAGGGCCACGCCGGCCACCCGCGAAACGUGAUCUUUCUCACGUGUGACGCAUUCGGCGUGCUACCACCGAUCAGCCGCCUCGAUCCGGCGCAGGCGAUGUAUCACUUUCUAUCCGGCUACACAGCCAAAGUGGCUGGCACCGAGCGCGGUGUGACCGAGCCCACGGCAACUUUCAGCGCCUGCUUCGGCGCACCUUUCCUACCACUGCACCCGGGGGUCUACGCCAAGCUGCUGGGUGAGAAGCUGGCCCACCACCAGGCAAAGGUCUGGAUGGUCAACACCGGCUGGUCGGGAGGAGCUCACGGUACCGGCCAACGGAUGAAGCUGGCGCACACCCGGCGAAUGGUGGCCGCCGCUCUUGCCGGCGAGCUCGACAACGUCGAGACCGUGGCCGAUCCGAUCUUCGGCGUCGCCGUACCAAAACACAUCGAAGGGGUCCCCGAUCAGGUGUUGACACCCCGCGACACCUGGGCCGAUGGCGCCGCUUUCGACGCUCAGGCGGCCCGUCUGGCGCAGAUGUUCAACGACAACUUCCGCAAUUUCGAAGACCAAGUCGACGAAGCGGUGCGUCAAGCCGCGCCCCGCUGUUCCUGA